Salvelinus sp. IW2-2015 is the source of this 2143-nucleotide messenger RNA. Lineage: Eukaryota; Metazoa; Chordata; Actinopteri; Salmoniformes; Salmonidae. The record is from RefSeq and is a predicted model, not a curated record.
UCUCCCUCUAGUGACGAUACGGAGAAUUUCUAUUUCUACUAUAAAUCAUUUUGUCCUAAGUUUGUCUCUGGAGAGGGACAGUUUUUACUGUACUGGUCUCUUGGAAUUGAAAAGACUGUGAAGACUGGACCGGGACACCUCUUAAAGAACAAUGGCGUGGACAUUAAGGUCACUGACUAUGCUGCUGUUUCUGGCAUAUCUACAGGCAAUAGAGGAGGAGGAUAUCCGUGCUGGCUGCAGCACGGCGGUGAAUGACCUAGUCUACAUCAUAGAUGGCUCGUGGAGCGUGGGCCACAGCGACUUCAAAAAGGCCAAGAGCUGGCUCGUCAACAUCACCAGCGGCUUCGACAUCAGCUCCCACUACUCACAGGUGGCCGUGGUGCAGUACAGCGACACCCCUCGUCUGGAGAUCCCCCUGGGGAAGCACCACGGUGGCCCGGACCUCAUCCAGGCCAUCGAGGGCAUCAGCUAUCUAGGCGGGAACACUCAGACGGGCCGAGCCAUCAAGUUCGCCGUAGAUCAUGUGUUCCCGUCCUCGCAGCGCACCAGCACCGUCAAGAACCGCAUUGCGGUGGUGGUGACGGACGGGAAGUCCCAGGAUGAUGUGGUGGACGCUAGCGUGGAGGCGCGGGCGCAAGGCGUCAUUGUGUUCGCCGUGGGAGUGGGCACCGAGAUCACCACCUCAGAGUUGAUGUCCAUCGCCAACAAGCCGGGGGGUACCUACGUGCUGUAUGCCGAGGACUACGCCAACAUAGACCGAAUCCGAGACUCCAUGGAGCAGAGACUGUGUGAGGAGUCUGUGUGUCCUACGCGUAUCCCAGUGGCCUCCAGGGAUGAGAAGGGCUUUGAGUUGAUGCUGGGCAUGAAUAUCCACCAGAAGGCCAAGAGGAUCCAAGGCUCUCUGGUGUCUGAGGCAGCGUUCUCCUUGACCACCUCAACGGACAUCACAGAGAACACAAGGGAGAUCUUCCCCGAGGGUCUGCCUCCAUCCUAUGUGUUUGUGGCCACGGUCCGCCUCAAGGGUUCAGCCAAACAGGACAAGUUUGACUUGUUGAGGAUCCUUUCUAAAGAUGGCGUCACCCAGGCAGCAGUGACACUGAACGGAGCGGACAAGUCUGUCACUUUCACGACCACCAGCACCACCAAUGAGGAGCAGCUGGUCACCUUUAAUGUGCAGGGCAUUGGGAGUUUCUUUGAUGAAGGCUGGCAUCAGCUGAAGCUGCUCGUGAGGCCCCGGCAAGUAACCGGUUUCCUGGACGAUGAGGAGAUCCAGGAAGUGGCGCUACUGGAGCCGGUGGAGCCAAUCUACAUCAACGGCAAGACGCAGGUCGCCAAGAAGUUCGGGGCGGAGACCACAGUCCCUUUGGAGAUACAGAAACUGCGCCUUUAUUGUGACCCUCAUCAAAGCGAGAGAGAGACAGCCUGUGAAAUCUACUCUGUGGAUGAUGAGAGGUGUCCCCUGGACCGUGAGCCCACAGUGGAGGAAGUGGAGUGUGACUGUGCUAAUGGCAGCCCAGGACCACCUGGCCCUCCUGGACCUAUGGGUCUCCGAGGCGAGAUAGGAAGAGCAGGACCACCAGGCCCUGACGGUAAGCCUGGAACCCAGGGUGAGCCUGGUGGGUCUGGAGAACCUGGGUUUCCUGGCGAGACGGGUGAAUUGGGCCAACUAGGACCCAGCGCGGCUCCAGGUCUGACAGGUGGCAAAGGCGAGAGAGGGGAUCCAGGACUGCCGGGGAAACCGGGCCCGCCAGGACCAAAGGGUCCUGCCACCUCACAAUUAAACCUGGGCUCUGUUGGAAUGCCAGGGAAAAGGGGACUUCCAGGUGAGAGGGGACAAACCGGACCUCCGGGUGAGAUUGGACCAAUGGGGGGACCAGGAGUGCAGGGAAAAGAUGGACUGAUUGGGCCGGUGGGACCAAAGGGAGACAAAGGAGAUAUUGGAAUGUCUGGUGCUGAUGGACAACAGGGGGUACCGGGGUUUGGGCCAUCUCCAGGCUUGUUUGCCGCAAUGGUAACGGCCAUCGUGAGUAAAUCCACAGUGGUCUUGAUGUGGGAUCACGACCAUCUGUCUCCAUUGAGCUUCAUCCUUGUUUGCUGCAAAGAACAGAACCUGGGAUUGACUAAACUGAAGUGCAGCAGUUGA